AUGUGUUCCGACCGCGCUCCUCCUCCUCCCCCGGAAUCCAGCGUCAUUGAACCUGAUAACUUCAGCGACAAUGACUCCACCUAUCCCGGCUCGCUGGGCGACGCCAGCUACACCACCAGCAUCACGUCCAGUGCUAUGAACUAUGCAUAUGAGAACGGUCGCAGAUACCAUUCCUACCACGAGGGAGAAUACGUCCUGCCCAAUGAUGAACAAGAACAAGAUCGUCUCGACCUGAGCCACCACAUCUAUCGUAUGCUCUUCAAGGGAGAGCUGAACAGAGCACCCAUCAAAAAUCCCGCGCGCGUACUAGACAUUGGAACCGGCACGGGAAUCUGGGCGAUCGACUAUGCCGACGAGCAUCCCGAAGCAGAAGUGAUCGGAAACGAUCUCAGUCCCAUUCAACCGUCCUGGAUUCCGCCGAAUUGCCGAUUCGAAGUCGAUGAUUUUGAGCAACCAUGGUCCUACAGCAAACCUUUUGAUUAUAUCCACGGUCGAGAGCUAGAAGGCUGCGUUCGCGAUAUCGACAACCUCUAUCGCCAAGCACUCGAGAAUCUGAAGCCGGGAGGAUGGAUGGAAAUGGCCUCCAUGGAGGUCAACACAUACUCAGACGACGAUACACAUUUAAGGGCCAAGAAUCUGCUAGAGGGCAUAGUCUAUAUGCAUGACUGCGCUCGGGAGUAUGGAAAAGACAUGACCAGUGUGCACAGCUGGAAGGAGAAGAUGGAAAAGGCCGGUUUCGUCAAUGUCCGGGAAGAGAUCUUCAAGCUCCCCCAAAGCCCCUGGCCGAAGGACCCCAAGAUGAAAGAUCUCGGUCGCUAUCACCAAGUCAACAUGUUCGAGGCGUUGGGCCCGUACUGCUACGCGCUGUUCACGCGCGUGAUGGGCUGGGAAAGAACGGAGAUUGAAGUUUUUGUUGCCGGCAUGAAACAGGAGUUGCGCGACUUGAAUAACCACUUGUACACGAAAGUGCACAUUGUGUACGGGCAGCGGCCGGAAUGA
Messenger RNA from Aspergillus luchuensis, 999 nucleotides. RefSeq names its product class I SAM-dependent methyltransferase. The transcript has 11 exons. The record is from RefSeq and is a predicted model, not a curated record. The coding region runs from base 1 to 999 and encodes 332 amino acids. Lineage: Eukaryota; Fungi; Ascomycota; Eurotiomycetes; Eurotiales; Aspergillaceae. Gene Ontology annotation, molecular function: methyltransferase activity.